GUCAAUGGUGCAGCUAAAUAAUUCAUUUUUUUUUCUAAGCUUCUAUAUAUAUAUGCUUUGAGAAUAUAAUUACAAUCACAUUGGAAAGCAUGGCUACAUACAAGAUUUGGCUGAUGUCUCUCAUGAUCACAGGAGCGAUUCUAGCAGAUGUAAUCCCUGGAGUUACUAUAACAAAGACAGCGAUCGCUUGUCCUCUCUAUUGCUUGGAAGUAGAGUACAUGACAUGUCCUUCCUCUGGGGACGAGAAGCUGCCUCCGAGAUGCAACUGUUGUCUUGCUCCCAAAGACUGUACUCUCCAUCUCUCUGGUUCUACUUCUAUCCAUUGUACCAAAUGAUUUUAGAAACAAGUGUGAAGGCCUGAUGAAAUCCCAUCCACUCAUCCCAGUGUUCUAUUUCAUCUGUUCUGUAAUCUCCUUUUUUCUUCUUCUUGCUUCUUUCUCAAACUUUAGCAUCAAACGCUUACAUGUAAUGGAUAUAAAAAGAGCUUGUGAGUGAGUAUCUAUUGUAAGUUUGGCUGUUAUAUCGAGUAUGUUAAAAACCUUAAAGAGUUCUACGUUGUGACCAGGUCCCAACUUUGUGAUUAUAAAAACGAAACCCUAAUUAUGCUAA
Brassica rapa (field mustard) is the source of this 609-nucleotide messenger RNA. RefSeq names its product proteinase inhibitor PSI-1.2. The record is from RefSeq and is a predicted model, not a curated record. Gene Ontology annotation, molecular function: serine-type endopeptidase inhibitor activity. NCBI's taxonomy places the organism in Eukaryota, Viridiplantae, Streptophyta, Magnoliopsida, Brassicales, Brassicaceae.